This is a messenger RNA of Phragmites australis (common reed), 1914 nucleotides long. Its product is annotated as tryptophan decarboxylase 1-like. The transcript has a single exon. The coding region runs from base 93 to 1634 and encodes 513 amino acids. The record is from RefSeq and is a predicted model, not a curated record. Lineage: Eukaryota; Viridiplantae; Streptophyta; Magnoliopsida; Poales; Poaceae. Gene Ontology annotation, biological process: amino acid metabolic process. Gene Ontology annotation, molecular function: pyridoxal phosphate binding; carboxy-lyase activity.
CCCGCGUCACAGCACACACCUUCAAGCUUCCGAGUCACAUUGUACUUGAGCUAACAGCUUCUUCUUGCUCGCGGUUAGCUCAAUCAAGUGACAUGGGGAGCCUUGACACCAACCCUGCCUCGUUCGCCACCUUGGACGCCGACGUCGACGGCUUCCAGCCGCUCAACCCCGAAGACGUCCGGUCCUACCUACACAAGUCCGUCGACUUCAUCUACGACUACUACAAGUCCGUCGAGUCCCUGCCCGUGCUCCCGGGCGUGGAGCCGGGCUACCUGCUCCGCCUGCUCCAGUCCGCGCCGCCCAACGCCUCCGCGCCCUUCGACAUCGCUAUGAAGGAGCUCCGCGAGGCCGUGGUGCCGGGGAUGACCCACUGGGCCAGCCCCAACUUCUUCGCCUUCUUCCCAUCCACCAACAGCGCCGCGGCCAUUGCCGGAGAGCUCAUCGCCUCCGCGAUGAACACCGUGGGCUUCACGUGGCAGGCGGCUCCCGCGGCCACUGAGCUUGAGGUGCUGGCGCUCGACUGGCUCGCGCAGCUCCUGCGCCUGCCCACGAGCUUCAUGAACCGCACCAGCGCUGGCCGCGGCACUGGCGGUGGCGUCAUCCUAGGCACGACCAGCGAGGCAAUGCUAGUCACGCUCGUCGCGGCCCGUGACGCUGCUCUGCGCCGGAGCGGGUCCAAUGGCGUGGCCGGGAUCACGCGGCUGACCGUGUACGCCGCCGACCAGACGCACUCCACGUUCUUCAAGGCGUGCAGGCUCGCCGGCUUCGACCCUGCCAACAUCAAGUCGAUCUCCACCGGCCCGGAGACUGACUAUGCUCUCGACCCCGCGAAGCUGCUCGAGAUCAUGCAGGCUGAUGCUGACGCCGGCCUCGUUCCAACCUACAUCUGCGUUACGGUCGGCACCACGUCGUCCAACGCUGUCGACCCUGUAGGCGCUAUCGCCGACGUCGCCGUCCGGUUCAAUGCGUGGGUCCACGUCGAUGCCGCGUAUGCCGGCAGCGCGUGCAUCUGCCCGGAGUUCCGGCACCACCUGGACGGUGUGGAGCGUGUCGACUCCAUCAGCAUGAGCCCUCACAAGUGGCUCAUGACGUGCCUGGACUGCACCUGCCUGUGGGUGCGCGACACGCACAGGCUCACUGACUCGCUGGAGACCAACCCGGAGUACCUCAAGAACGACGCCAGCGAGUCCGGCACCGUCACUGACCUCAAGGACAUGCAGGUCGGCGUCGGUCGCCGCUUCCGUGGGCUCAAGCUCUGGAUGGUCAUGCGCACGUACGGCGCCGCCAAGCUGCAGGAGCACAUCCGUAGCGACGUCGCCAUGGCCAAGAUGUUCGAGGACUCCGUACGUGCUGAUGACCGGUUCGAUAUCGUCGUGCCGAGGAACUUCGCGCUUGUCUGCUUCAGGAUCAAGCCCCGCGACGCCAUGACGGAGGAUGACGCCGAGGAGGCCAACCGCGAGCUCAUGGAGCGCCUGAACAAGUCCGGGAAGGCGUACCUGGCGCACACGGUGGUUGGUGGUAAGUUCGUGCUGAGGUUCGCGGUGGGGUCGUCGCUGCAGGAGGAGAGGCACGUGCGAAGUGCGUGGGAGCUUAUCAAGAAGAUGACCACUGAGAUCCUGAAAGGGGAGAUGUAAAGCAUGUGUAUUUGAAAAUUUGCUGCAGACGUUGUUUCUGAUUUGUUGCAAGCGUUGUUUUCAAAUGUUGCCAAGAACGUUGCAAUUUUCCAAAUGUUGCAACAUCUAGUCUUCGCAACAUUCGCAAAGACCCUUUGCAACAAAUCAAAACUAUGUUUACAAUAAAUUUCUAGAUUUUCAAUAUUUAACUCAUUUUCACGGAUAUAUUCCCUUAGUGGAUAUGUUCGAAUAAUUGUUGUUAUCCUAUAAGUUGGUGUAAAAUAAAGCGGUACAUGAAUAA